This is a messenger RNA of Laetiporus sulphureus 93-53, 2043 nucleotides long. RefSeq names its product carbohydrate-binding module family 5 protein. The coding region runs from base 37 to 1554 and encodes 505 amino acids. NCBI's taxonomy places the organism in Eukaryota, Fungi, Basidiomycota, Agaricomycetes, Polyporales, Laetiporaceae. Gene Ontology annotation, molecular function: chitinase activity; carbohydrate binding. The record is from RefSeq and is a predicted model, not a curated record. Gene Ontology annotation, biological process: carbohydrate metabolic process. Gene Ontology annotation, cellular component: extracellular region. The transcript is spliced from 16 exons.
CCGCCCUGUAUCUUCCUCCUCGAGUGCGAUAUUAGGAUGCCUUGCGCGCCUUUACUCAGCCGUUUGGUGCUUGCGUUGCUCGUCGGGAGUGUCUACGUGCUGUCCGUCGCUGCAUUCGAUCUGAGCUUAUAUGAUAACGUCGCCAGAUACUGGGGUCAGGAUUCAUACGCGGCCGCCAAUCCCGGCACGACCGACCUCCAGCAGCCAAUCUCGUUCUACUGCCAGGACGACGCGAUCGAUGUUAUCCCAAUCGCGUUCGUCGACACCUUCUUCGGCACGGGAGGUUAUCCCGUUCUCAAUCUCGCGAACACCUGCAACUCCACGAACAACACGUAUUAUUCAGGGACCGAACUAUUAAAUUGUUCGUUCCUUGCAUCCGACAUCGAGUACUGCCAAAAUCAGGGCAAGGCCGUGACCAUCAGCUUGGGCGGUUCUGGUGGAAGCGUGGGACUCUCCAGUGCAGCGGAGGCGGAGGCAUUUGCAGAUACCAUCUGGGACCUAUUCCUUGGAGGUUCGAAUGACUCUCGGCCGUUUGGAAGUGCAGUUCUAGAUGGUGUGGACUUGGAUAUCGAGGGCGGCUCGGAUGAAUAUUAUGCCAACUUCGUCACUCAACUCCGCACGUACUUCGAUGGUGCGGACAAGACCUAUUAUGUGAGCGGUGCGCCUCAGUGCGAAUAUCCCGACGAAUAUCUCGGCGCCGCCCUGAACAGCGCCUACUUCGACAUGGUCUACGUACAAUUCUAUAACAACCCCUGCGGUUUACAGAAUUUUGAUGAUGCCUCGGGAUGGGACUUUGGGUUGUGGGACAUUUGGGCACGAAAUGUCAGCAUCAAUCCCGAUGUGAAGGUGUUUGUCGGUGCCCCGGCUUCAAGCACGGCUGCGGGCACUGGUUACCAAGAUAUCGGCACGUUGUCAAGCAUUGCCAUCACCACGCGCAACUCGUUCCCGUCAUUUGGAGGUGUCAUGUUGUGGGACGCGUCCCAAGCUUAUGAUAACGACCGUUAUGACCUGGCUAUCAAGGAUGCGUUGGUCUCCGCGGGCGCCACUGGUUUUACGUAUCCGUCUUGCGAUGUGGAGGAGUGGACGAGCGGUUCCAGCUACUCUGGCGGUACGAACGUAUCGUGGAAUGGCUACAUCUGGGAGGCGAAGUACUACGCCUCUGAUGAGCCGACUGCCAAUUACAACGGAGACUGGAUGCCCAAGAGCGCCUGCUCUGGGACCGCUGCGAGCGGCGGCAGCUCCUCGUCCAUCUCCAGCAUCGCUACCGCGACGGCGACGAGUGCCAUUUCAACCGCGACCUCGAGCUCGGGCAAUUGUGCAGGCGUCGCGGAGUGGUCGAGCAGUACGGCGUACACGGGCGGGUCGGAGGUGCAAUACAACGGCGACCUGUGGACCGCGCAGUAUUGGACAGAGAAUGACGUGCCGGGCGGGUCGUCGGGGGUUUGGACGGACGACGGUCCGUGCACGUCGAGCGACGUCGCGGCGCGUGAGGUGCCGCCACCCACGCCCGCGCCGGUCGCCCCGCGCAGUAACUCCCGCUUCUUCCGGUUCUGAGAUAUCUGAGAAAGGCGUAUCUAUGCGGCUAUAUAUGACAUGAAUAGGUUUAUUUCCGGGGGUGCAGCACAUCCCACGACACGAGAGCGGAGCUUUAUUUCGGGCCACUCCUCCAUUGUUUCCUUGGCGAGCUCUCUUUCUCUCUCAUGCUGCUACGGACGCACUGGACGGCGGCCACCUCCCUCCCAUCCCCCAUCCCCCAUUCCCCUGGAGGCUCCGGGCUCAUUCACGAUGUUCAUGAAUGGUUGACGUUAUGGGGUGAUUUCUUGACUCAGGGUCUUUAUUGUUCCCGUACACCGUUUCCGUCCCUUCUUUCAACCCAGAAUCUGGCGUGCUGUCGGGCGCCGGCUCUCGAUGGGUCUGGUGCCUGUUCUCGCGCUGUGAUAGAUGCAGAGCGCUAUAUGACGAGUCGAGAUGGCGUCCGUUGUGUGUAUAUCUCAAACGUGUAGCAUUCUAUCAAAUUUUAUCUGUAUGCAUGCUGUUUUUCGG